Messenger RNA from Hydra vulgaris (swiftwater hydra), 654 nucleotides. The record is from RefSeq and is a predicted model, not a curated record. Lineage: Eukaryota; Metazoa; Cnidaria; Hydrozoa; Anthoathecata; Hydridae.
AUGAGAAAAGAAAAGUUUGACAGUUUGUUUGCAUAUUUAAAUCCUGGAAAUGAAUGCGAAAAUAUUAAGUAUUAUUAUUCUGAGCAUCAUUCUGAGGAAAAAUUACCUGAAGAAUUGUUUACAUCUCCUUCAUAUUCUACACCAGAAUCCAUACCUGGUCCUCGGUCAAAAAUGAAAUCAAUUGACCAACUAUUUAUGUUUUUAACAUGGCUUAGGCUUGGUUUUUCUUUAAGUUUUACUUCCUGGUUAUUCAAGACACCAAAAUCUACUGUAUCAAGAUAUCUUAUAACAAAGUCAAAUUUUAUGUACCUUAAAUUUGGUACUAUACCAAUUUGGCUUAAUUUAGAUCUUUUAGAACUUAAACUUAAUAUGCCGAAGUGCUUUAAAGAGACUUAUCCUAAAACGAAAGUUAUUAUUGACUGUACUGAGUUUGUUUGUCAAAGACCAUAUAGCCUUACAGUUCAGAGUAGUAUGUUUUCUCACUAUAAGCAUCAUGUUACCUUUAAAGGAUUAGUUGGAAUUGCUCCUUCUGGUGCAAUAACAUUUGUUAGUGAACUACUUGUUGGCUCUAUUUCUGAUAUUGAACUAGUUAAGCAACCAAGACUUUUGCAAAGAGAGCUAUUGGAGAGUGGAGAUUCUGAUAGAGAUAGAUAG